This is a messenger RNA of Marchantia polymorpha subsp. ruderalis, 2413 nucleotides long. The record is from the annotation of a GenBank genome assembly. NCBI's taxonomy places the organism in Eukaryota, Viridiplantae, Streptophyta, Marchantiopsida, Marchantiales, Marchantiaceae.
GGAGGAAAGGAGGAGGACCUUCGAGGACGACGAGAUGAGGACGAGGAAGACGAGGCAAAGGACGGGAGGAGAGGGGAGGGGAAAGUGAGGUUAGUGGGAAAGGGUGGCCAGAGAGGGAGAGAGAGAGAGAGAGAGAGAGAGGGGGAGCGUCCUGGGGGGAGUGCGAGUGGGAAAGUUGGAGUGACAAGUAUGCUUCGUGGUUUUGUCCGAGUCGUCUGAGUGGGUCGGUUGGGUUGACAAUGAAGGGAGGGAAAUAGGGAGGGCUGGGGGGGGAGGGGGCGAUCUCGGACUUUUUUUUCUCGGUGUCUGUCUGUUUGUUUAGAUCGCGGUUUGGUUCGACUGUGUUUGUUGUGGCGAAUCUUUGAAAAGAUCCGCGACGAGGAUUAGGAGCUUAUGAAUUGGAUCGAGGAGAAGUGGACCAGUUCCUUUUGAUCGGCGAAUCCACAAGAACGAGAAGUGUGCACUACAGAGGAGGGAGCGGGGAGGGGGAGGGGGAGGGCUCUGGCUGUCUGCGGGCGGAGAAGUGGAAAGGAGGAGGAUGGUGGUAGAGCGACGAAGACUAUGAGAAUUGAGGAGAAUGCUAACGACUACAUCCUAUAAUGCACAGCGACUCACCAUGACGCGCGGCCGGACCGUCGGAUUGUUGCAGGCCUUGGGCGGCCAUUGCUCCUUACUAUGUUUCUCUGGGUUGCUGAUUGCGAAGCUUGAAGAUUAUUUGAAGGUCUCUUGGUGGUAUGUCUUCGUGCCCCUGUGGAUAUUUCAUGCAGUCGUUGCAAGAGGGCGCUUUUCCCUCCCGGCACCAGCACCUCCCCACGAUCGUCAGUGGGCCCCAUGUCACACAGUGGUUGCGGUUCCACUGUUGGUUUCUUUUGAGCUCCUUCUUUGCUGCUACCUUGCGACGCUUGAAGCUAGUCACACAGAAGUCGUAAGCUUGAAGGUCGUCUUUCUUCCGCUGCUGGUUUUUCAGGCUAUAAUCCUUAUUGAUAAUUUCAGGAUGUGCAGGGCCCUUAUGCCUGGUGAUGAAGAGAGCAUGACAGAUGAGGCUAUAUGGGAAACACUCCCGCACUUUUGGGUAGCUGUUUCUAUGGUGUUUUUCUUGGCAGCCACAAUGUUUACUCUCCUGAAGCUUAGCGGAGACGUCGGUGCCCUUGGAUGGUGGGAUUUGUUCAUCAACUUUGGUAUUGCAGAGUGCUUCUCGUUCCUCGUCUGCACUAAAUGGUCAAACCCAACUAUACAAAGAGAUGCUGUCUUUCAUGCCGGAUCUGGUGGACAUUCAUCCGUAUCUCCGCUUAUUUCUAUGUCGUCAGUUAUACAUGACGCUGCCCAUGGCAGUUCCUCUGCAAAUGAUGAGGAUGACGGGAGCGAUGGUAUGUGCGGAAGGCAGGAAAUUGGCGGUCAUCUCCUCAAAAUUCCGGUCUUGGUAUUCCAGGUUCUGCUCUGUAUGCGGCUUGAGGGCACGCCAGCCAAGGCUAAACAUCUACCAGUGACUGUUAUCUUUGCACCUUUGCUCGUCGUGCAAGUACUGGCUUGUAUAUUCGCCACGAUCCGAUUGUUUGAGCAAUUUUGGUUGAUGCUGAGAUUGGGUGACAACCAUACCAACCCAAUGGCAGUAUUUUCGAGGCUUAACGAUUGUUGUGGCUUCCUUCACCAUGGCUCUAGACUUCUGGGUUGGUGGUCUAUUGAUGAAACCAGUCGGGAAGAGCACGCACGACUUUACAGUUCUGACUCCUCAAGUUACCACACCUUUUCCGGGCCUGCACCAGAGGUAGUGAAGAAAAUGGCACGAAAGGACUUGGCGGAAGAGGUGUGGAGAUUGCAAGCAGUAUUAGGUGAACAAGCAGAAAUUACCAAGCAUCAACAGCAGGAAUUUGACAGGCUCCAAACUGAAAAGGUUUUGUGCCGGGUUUGUUUUGAAAGGGACAUCGCAGUUGUUUUACUUCCUUGUCGACAUCGCAUUCUCUGCAGUUUCUGUUCGGAAAAAUGUAAGCAAUGCCCUGUUUGUCGGGCGUCAAUUGAGCAGAGAAUGCCGGUUUACGAUGUGUAAAUAUUUCUAAAGCUAAGGGUACUUUGAGCUGAAGGACUACAUCUCUUGCAACGUAAAUCCGUGCCCUAUCCGCAGGAACGCUAAUGUGUCAAGAAAUUGCUGUAUGAUGUUAGAGUAGAUGUAAAUACGCCUAAGACACAUCAUAGACUGGUUCCAUUAUUUGUAGCAUCACCGCCACAUUGGCCAAUAUUCUCGUAAAUAGUUCCCUUCACUUGAAGUGCUCACAUUUCUAAAAGCUUAGUGAAGGUUCAGAAUGCAGCAGUAGCCUCGACAAUGUGAAAGUCUGGUUGUAUCUCUAAAGUGGCAUAAGUUUUAAGCUCCUGUAAUGAAAGCGUUAUUCAUUCUGGCCCCAGGAGGCGUUAGGUUUGC